Molecule: messenger RNA, 4506 nt
Organism: Gilbertella persicaria
Lineage: Eukaryota; Fungi; Mucoromycota; Mucoromycetes; Mucorales; Choanephoraceae
Product: P-loop containing nucleoside triphosphate hydrolase protein
Exons: 9
Coding region: 1-4506 (1501 amino acids)
Cellular component (GO): intracellular anatomical structure
Molecular function (GO): RNA binding; ATP binding
Source: RefSeq, a predicted model, not a curated record
AUGGCAAAAAAGAAAACCAAGAUCGUCUCCAACCGUGGAUUUGCAACCACUUCAAGCCCUUCAAAGAAACUAGAAAAUCCACCACCGCCUAAACAAGAACAAGUACCGGUAGAAAAACCCCAGAAGAAAGAGAAAAAGUCUGUACCUACACCUACCCAAAGCGAUUCUAUUGAACGCCUCUUAAAGAAAUAUGAGUCACUCAACGACCACAAGGCGCAAACAAGUUUGGAACGACUUACCAAAGCGGACCCUGUUCCUGAAGAAAAAAUUAGAAAAUUUCGACUCGGUUCCGACUUGGAGAAGACUCUAUUACAAAUUGCAAAGCAUAACAAGAAAGCCCAAUCGUCCGAGUUUUUCUUGAACCAAAAUGAUCAAGGAAAAGAGAAAAUAGUGAGCCAAUUUGAUAUAUUGUACAGAAUGUUGAUUAAAAUGGGAUUUGAAAGCCAAGACAUCAGUUUAUCAUUCGAGUCCACUUUAUCAACAACAAUUGAUGAUCACCUUGACUGGCUUUGUUUAAAUGUGCCUUAUGAGAGAAUGCCUGUUGGCUUUUUUGACAAGUAUUUUGAGGACGAGGAUGAUCAGACUUUGACAUUGAUACAUAAUCAAUCAAAAAAACAACACAAUUUAGCUAACGCAUUGGCAGUCGAGCAACCUCAUCAAGAAGAAGCCGUUGUUCUAGACACAAGUCAGAUCAUUAAAGAAGAAGAUUCUGAAAUUAAAUCUCGUAUUUUAAAAGCUGCAGAAAACUAUAUGGAAGAAGAAGUGGAAGAGGAUGUGAAUGAGAAAUAUGCUCAAUACAAACUAAAGUUGACCAAACUUCAAGAGUUGUUGCCUUCAGAAAACACAGGAAAGAAAAACAAAAAGAAAGAUUCUGUACAACAAACAAAAGCUCCAUUGACAGAUGCUGAAACACAAGAAACAAUGAAAAGCAUAAAAAAACUCAAAGAUACAUUAUCCAGCCUCGAAGCAGAUUGGGAUUUUGACAAAACAAGAGCACAGGAGGUUUAUAUAAAACAACUUGAAGCAUUGAAAGAAGAAGAACGCCAAAAGAAAAUCGAACAAAAACGUCAAAAAGGAAUCGAGGCAGCACUUGAAAAGCAGCUUAAAAAACAAUCAGCCCAUGAUUCAGACAAGAGUGACGAUGAAGAUGGCUUGUUUGGUGGCAUGCUGAUGAAUGAAGAAGAGGAGCAAGCUGCAAUGGCCACUGCUCAUCAAAACGGCACUUCAUCCUCAUCCAAGAACUGGAGCAUAAUUGACUUUGCUGUACCAAAGUCCUAUGUUGGAAGAUACCCUAAAGAUUUGCUAUUAGAGUACUGCAACAAGCACCAUUUAGGAAAGCAAUCGUUUGAUUCCACAAACAUAGGUUCUGGUAUUUGGAGAGCGAGCUUAAAGAUUCGACAGAACAGUUAUGACAAUUUAUCAAUGCAAUUUGAAUUACCUGAAGGUCUGUGUUGUACUAGUCGACAAGAUGCAGAACAGCUAGCUGCUUUCUAUGCUUUAUUUGAAAUUGAUUCCGAUUCUUCCGUUUAUAAGGUACUACCAAACCCAUUUAAAGACUUGUGGAAUACAUGGUUUAGUGAGAAACAAAAUCGUCAAGACGGACCUAGACUUGAGGCUGAAAGAAAGCGCUUGUCUUUUUUGGUCGAUUUGGUAGACAAAGCAUUUACCAAGAAUGAUAGCAAUAAUAGUUCUACAGAUAUCACCAUUGAACAAAAUAAUACAAGUGAUAAGGUAGUAAGUAGAUCAAAAGAAAGCGUAUCAAAGCAACAAAAACUAUUUGGUCGAGUGCAAGCCAAUUUCAAGAAACGGUUGCAAAACGAAGACUAUCUCGCCAUGAAAAGCAAAAGACAAGAUUUACCUAUUUCUGCUUAUCGAGACCAAGUUCUGGAGCUGAUUCAAAAGAACCAGGUUCUUAUUAUUUCUGGUGAAACAGGCUGUGGUAAAAGUACGCAGGUACCUCAAUUUUUGGCAGAACACCUCUUGUUGGAUUCACAGACUGCUGGCUCUAUUAUUUGUACACAACCUCGCCGUAUCUCUGCUAUGUCUAUUGCUAACAGGGUAUCAACAGAGAUGGGUGAUCCGUUUAAAUCGACAGGUAGUCGUGACUCUAUGGUAGGCUAUCAAAUCAGAUUGGAGAGCAAAAUGUCUCCUGAAAACGUCUUGCUCUUUUGUACUACCGGUAUUCUUUUACGUCGAUUGGAAAGUGACAAGCAUCUUGAUGGUGUCAGUCAUAUUGUUGUAGAUGAAGUGCAUGAACGUACCAUGGAAAGCGAUUUCUUACUUAUUAUCUUGAAAAAUCUUUGCGCUGUCAGAACAGAUCUUAAAAUUAUCCUUAUGAGUGCUACAGUUGAAGCGAAUCGGUUUUCAAGCUAUUUUGGAAACUGUCCUGUUAUUUCUGUACCAGGAAGAACUUUUCCAGUGCAUGUACAGUACCUUGAAGAUGUGAUUGAAGAUAUAGACUAUGUUAUUGAAGAAGAUUCUCCUUAUGCUAUUAAGCGUGAUAAAAUCAAAACAGAGCAAGGCACUCUGAAUGUAUCGGGUCUUUAUGGUUCUACCAAGCGCAUUUAUUACGAAAUGUUUGAACAAGACUCUGAUGACGACGAUCCAUAUGACCCUGCACGUAUUGAAUCAAAACUAACAGUCAACUCUGAGAAAACUAAUGAUACCGAGGAUGAAGACAACACAAAUGUGAAUAGAUACAGCAGGCGAACGCGAAAGACACUCAAGCGUCUAAACGAAAACAAGAUCAAUUAUGAUUUGAUCCUUGAAUUACUUGACCAUAUCUAUUCAAAACAAAAGAUUCCCAGUGAAGAUGAAUCAAAAAAUAGAAAAUCUGAGAAAAAAGAGACCAAAGAAGAAGACGAACAAAAGGCAAAAAAAAACAAAGGAUUCAAAAUUCCAGAGACAGGUGCUAUUCUCAUAUUUCUACCUGGCAUGAACGAAAUCAGAAAACUCUAUGAUAUUGUCUCUAGCCAUCAUAUUUUUGGAGACCCCAAAAAGUUUCUAUUGAUAGCACUUCAUUCCACAUUAUCGUCUGAAAAUCAAGAGAAAGCAUUCGAAAUUCCUCCAGAAGGUGUUCGAAAAAUUGUCUUUUCCACCAAUAUUGCAGAAACAGGUGUCACUAUCAGUGAUGUUACUAUUGUGAUUGAUACGGGUAUGGCUCGAGUCGUAAGUUACGAUGAAAAAAAGAGGGUGACACAUCUUCUUCAAAAAUACGUUGCAAAAGCAAACGCUCGUCAAAGAAGAGGCCGUGCUGGUCGUGUACAAGAAGGUGUUUGUUUCCAUCUCUUUAGUAAACAAAAGUUUGAACAAAUGCCUGAUUUCGAAUUACCUGAAAUUCUUCGAUUGCCUCUUCAAGAGUUAUGCUUACGAAUCAAAGUAUGCGAUUUGGGUAGUAUUCGACAUGUUCUGAGCGAUGCAUUGGAUCCCCCAAGUGAUAAGAUGAUUGAAAAUGCUCUUCUUUCUCUACAAGAGGUUCAAGCAUUAGCUAUUGACAAUGGCAAAGAGGUACUUACGCCUUUAGGCUCUCACCUAUCUAAUUUGCCUGUGGAUGUCCAUAUGGGCAAAAUGAUUAUUUAUGGUGCACUUUUCAGAUGUCUUGAUCCUAUUUUGACAAUUGCUGCAGCACUUAGUUUCAAGAGUCCGUUUAUUCGACCUUUUGGCAGAGAAGAUGAAGCUGAUAUAGCCCGUGCUCGCUUCCAAGUUGGCAACUCAGAUUUCCUGACCAUCUACAAGGCUUACUAUGUCUGGAGAGAAUACCUUACGGACUUGCGCUCCGACAAGCUACUCUCUAAUUCCAGUAUUCGGCGAAAAAUGACUAGUUUCUGCAAAGAAAACUUUUUGAGUGAACAGAAUUUGGAAAUGAUUGAAGGCAUGAAGCGCCAGUACUUGGGUCUGCUGAUCAGUAUUGGGUUCGUCAAGCCAAACGAUGGUGAUGAGUUUAAAUCAAAUCCUUACGAGGUAAAGCACUCGGGCAUCCAAUUAUGUCAGGUACCUAAUUUGUACAACAUGCAUGGAUUUUCGGUCCCUGUGAUUAAUGCUGCAUUGACUGCAGGCUUGUACCCAAAAAUUGCAGAAUAUUCAAAGCAGACAAAGCAGAUGGUACACAAGAAUAUUGAGUUACAAAUCCAUCCUUCUUCGAUGCUCUUCCAUAAAGAACAUUUAUUCAGAUCUGAAUUCUUGAUUUACAACACAGUCGUAAUGAAUAAUUCAAAUACGUAUGCUAAAGACAUGGUUUAUAUGUGGGAAGCAUCAACCAUUGAUCCCGCAGCAAUCGUAUUGCUUUCAACAAACAUUGAUAUUAAGCAUUACCAAAGAAGAAUGGUAUUGGACGAUUGGCUAUAUUUUGACUGUUUUGCUAGAACAGCGGUGCUAUUGAAAUUCUUGCGCGAAGAACUGAAUGAUUGGUUAAGAGUAAAAAUGAAUCAACCAGAUUUGGACCUUAGUGUGCGUAAUGAAAAAGUAUUACAGGCACUAGUGAUGACAUUCGAAUCUACUGCUUUGUAA